AUGAACCACUCCAUGAAUCAAUCAAGGGCUUGUCUCAAUUGCCAGAGACGAAAAAGCCGAUGCCAGCCCAGCUCCAAUGGCCCCGGACCUUGUUCCUACUGCGCACGCGCUGGCAAAGACUGCAGUUUUGUCAAUCCACCCAAUAGAACCCGACUUACGAGGAAGAAUCUCGAUGCUGUGGAGCUACGUUGCAGCAAGCUCCAGGCUCUAAUCAGGUCUCUGCAUCCAGACCUUGAUAUUGAUCUUGCCAUCUCCAAUCUCGAGGGUGGACAAGGCAUUACCUUGCCGGCAGAUGCUGAGUCGGACGAUGACUCCCCUGAGCAUCAAGAACCUGCUCAUGAGUUUGAGUGGAAUGAGGCCUCUGUGCCACCUGAUCUGGAGGACCAAGGUGAAGAGACUGGAGGCAUGGAUGGUAUGGCGACACUGAACAGUUAUGACGCUGGUUACCUGGGAAGCAGCUCUGGUGCCAACUUACUACAAGAGAUCGCCUCCAUGUUGCCAGAGCUCGCGGCGAUGAACUCCCCCAGCAAUAGCCAUGGAAAAUCCCCUGGCAAAGUUCAGAAGCCGAGCACAUCCCUCGAUCCCCCGACUCUGGCCAAUGCGGCAAUGACGAGCUAUCUUGUCGAUGCAUACUUCCUCUUCUACAAUGUUUCGUAUCCUAUUCUUCACCAACGGUCUUUUCGUGAGAAGGCUGCCUCACGGGGGUUGAAGCGAGGUAAAUCAUCUUGGAAUGUGAUAUACUACCUCGUCUUAGCUAUAGGACAUUGGAUAUCGACAUCCGACGCCCAUCACGCACGAUCUACGUUUUACACUGCUGCUAGAAACGCUUUGUCGAUUCAUAUGUUGGAGUCUGGGACGCUGGAGACUGUGCAAGCGCUUUUAUUGAUGGGCAAUUAUCUUCAGAAGAUGGACAAACCAAACACUGGAUACCACUUCAUAGGCAUCGCAUAUAAGAUGGCGCUUGGUCUUGGGAUGCACCGAGAGUCGCCUGAUGUGGAGGAAAGUGUUGGUCACGAAAGACGAAGACAGCUGUUUUGGGUUAUCUAUUGCUUUGACAGUGGCUUCAACAUCACAACUGGAAGACCCCCAUAUGCUCAGGAGGGCAUUAUCGACACUCGGCUCCCUCGAAACAUUGAUGACAAGGAUCUCGAACCAUCAAUGCUUAUACCACCAGCGGUCGACUCACCUACAGUACUGUCCGCUAUUAUUGCACAAGCAGAACUUGCCAAGCUUGCGAAUUCUCUGUAUAUCGAGUAUCUCACAGCGAAAACAGCGAACACAAAAGUGGAGUAUCAGGUUGCUGAGGCCCUUGAGCGUAGUCUCAAAAAUUGGCGACAGCACCUACCAACGUACUUCACCUCCGAGGAUGUGCCAGUGUGGUUCACAGGUCCCCGGGCUGUAGUUUUGUGGAAAGAACAGAAUCUGCGAAUUUUACUUUGGAGAGGCAGUAAGCGUAACCACAGCUAUCUUUCAGACAAGAUUGAUGCCGAAACACGCUGUCUUGAGGUUGCGAUGCAAACUAUUCAUGAGAUAACAACCUUCUGUGCCACAAACGAGGGCAUAUUACACCUUGGUAUCAUAUGGUAUGCCACCUAUUUCUUGUUUCAAGCGGUGCUGGUGCUUGAAGCGAGCUACUUACAUCGCAAAACGCAACACACACUUGCUGAUGAGACGUCGGUUUGGCGAAUGAUGGUUUUGAAAGCACAAAGCUGUUUGUCAAGUUUCGCAGAUAAAAGUAAAUCAUCACGACGGUGCCUGGAGGUUCUGGAUCUUAUCAACAAACGCACAGAAACAAGCAAUCAUUUCUCUGGGCUUACGGUACCACAAAUCGUUGGUCAUGAGGGAGCAAGCACACUUCACCUCCCACAAGAGAAUUCUGAUAGAACAGAACCAUCAAUUGGCCCACAAGCCGUCGACGCUGUUGAUCAUUCUAUGGAUACGUGGAUCCUGAACGAUGAUGGAUCUGACCCCACCAUGAGAAUGAUUUUGGACAAUACGCCAUGGGGAUAUUUGGACAAUGCACCCAUGGACGCUUUAUUCAACGAUUGGUUUCACCCAGACACCUUCGACGCGUAG
Molecule: messenger RNA, 2076 nt
Organism: Fusarium sp. VM40
Lineage: Eukaryota; Fungi; Ascomycota; Sordariomycetes; Hypocreales; Nectriaceae
Source: the annotation of a GenBank genome assembly